UUCUGUCAGCUCCAUUCGACCUGGGAAGGUCCAAGUCUCGUGUCUGCGGUCGCCGCCUCACAGCUCCAGGAUGGUGGUGUAAACAUUCCACACGCGUCACCGUCUCGGGCACGCCUGACAGUUGUCUACGCCGUCGUGCUGGCGCAUUCACGAGAUCUGGGAGGGUGACGAUGCGUGCCGUCCUCUCUUCCCUUCUCUCCCCUCGUCGGCUCGAAAUCCAUUGUAUACCCCGUUGGUUGUUUGUAUAUGUACAUGCCUACCACAACAAUACAACUUGCGAAAUCUGGACAAAGAAACUCUCUUCAAUUGGGGAUGGGAGGGUGCAAAAGUUGUGUGAUUACAACAUUACAUACAUGGUGGCUAGAUGUUUGGUGGACGCAGGCUUACAUGUAGGCGCGGCGGCGAAUAGGAGGAUGCUAAGUGUCCAUAAGAAACGACAGUUGUAG
This is a messenger RNA of Mesocestoides corti, 446 nucleotides long. Lineage: Eukaryota; Metazoa; Platyhelminthes; Cestoda; Cyclophyllidea; Mesocestoididae. The record is from the annotation of a GenBank genome assembly.